CUGAUGUAAGCCUCUAAAUGGCAACAUCACAGGCACAGGCAGCUAUCAAAGGGAAAAGGGAAGGUUUGGAAAUGGAGAUACAAGGAAUAGGUUAUUCUGCUGGUCAUUCCUCAUCAUCGGGAUCAGCCAGUCCUCAUUCUAGUGAUUCAGAGGAAGACGCGAAGAAAGCCAAUGAUAUCCAAAAAAUGGAACACAUCAUAUUUGCGCUACGUAGUAAAAUUCGAUUAGAUGCUCAAAAUUUUCAAGAGGAAAAUGACAAAAUUCGUGAUGAGGCAAGCCGAAAAAUCAAAGAGUUGAAAGAAUCUUUAGAUGAUCGAGAGGAUGAAAUAGCAGAAAUGCAGAUACAGCACAAAAGAGAAAUUCGCGAAAAAAUAAAGCAAAUUGAAGAGCUCGAAAGAAACAUUCAAAAAGCCGAAAAGGGUAUAUCUCUUCUUCAAGAAACCAACAAAGAACUUUUAAAGCAUAAAACUGAGCAAUCUGGGGAGCGAGAAAAGGUAAUGUCGGAGGUGGCAGAGCUAAAGAAGGAAUUGCAUGAUGUCUACCAAAGUCUGGAACAAAUGAAGAAAGAAAUGAAAGAUAUGGAAAACUCCAAUGAACAAUCAAAAGACCUGAAGGAAUCUAAACGAAAGAAAAGCAUCAGUGAUGGCAAAAUCGAAAUGUUGGGAGCUGAUUUAUUGAAAGCAAAUUCUGAAAUUAACAGACUGAUUCAGCUACAUUCUAAAGAAAUACAAAAAGUUCGUACACAAUAUAAGAAAAUUAAGUCACAAAAUGAUGGUCUUAAAAGCGAUAUAAGCGAGCUACUAGCAGAAAUGAAAGAAAUGCGCAAAGAAGUGAAAGAAGUCAAGGAAUACCAAAUGCCACGGGAAAUAAAAAAUGACAAAGGUUUAGAUAUGGAGCUCAAAGGAAAGGGUUAUCCUAGGGGUUACUCUUUAUCUUCGGGGUCGGCUACGCCUUUUUCUAGUGAUUCAGAAGAUGACGUUGGGGAAACCACUGAUAACCAAAAAAUGGAGGACAUCGUAUUUGCUCUACGUACUAAAAUACGAUUAGAUGCUCAAAAAUUUCUGGAAGAAAAUGAACAAAUUCGUCAUGACGCAAACCAAAAAAUAAAAGAAUUGAAAGAAUCAUUUCAAAAUAAGGAGGAUGAAAUAGCAGAAAUUCAGAAAAAUCAUAAAAGAGAUAUUCGCGAAAAAAUCAAGCACAUUGACGAGCUUGAAAAAAAUAUUCAAAAAGCCGAAGAAGGUAUAACUGUUCUUCAAGAAACCAACAAAGAACUUCUGAAGAAUAAAACUGAACAAUCAGAGGAAAGAAAAAGAGGAAUGGCGGAGGUGGUGAAGCUUAAGAAGGAAUUGCAUGAUGUCUACCAAAACCUUGAACAAAUGAAGAAAAAUAUGACUGAUAUGGAGAGCUCCUCUGAAAAGGCAAAGAGCGACCUGAAGGAAUCCUUAACAAAGGAAAGCACAAGUGAUAGCAGACUGGAAAAGUUGGAAGCGGAUUUAUUGAAAGCAAAUUCUGAAAUUAACAGACUGAAUCAAAUGCAUGCUAAAGAAAUACAAAAAGUUCGUGAACAGUAUAAGAAAAUAAAGUCCCAAAAUGACGGUCUCAAAAGCGACAUGGGACAGUUACUGGCAGAAAUGAAAGAAAUGCGCAAAGAAGUGAAAGAAGUCAAAGAAUUCAAACUGCCACAGGGAAGUAGAAAAUGA
Messenger RNA from Saccostrea cuccullata (small rock oyster), 1700 nucleotides. RefSeq lists its product as uncharacterized. The transcript has 3 exons. Lineage: Eukaryota; Metazoa; Mollusca; Bivalvia; Ostreida; Ostreidae. The record is from RefSeq and is a predicted model, not a curated record. Bases 18 to 1700 code for a protein of 560 amino acids.